Paramecium primaurelia is the source of this 1154-nucleotide messenger RNA. The record is from the annotation of a GenBank genome assembly. NCBI's taxonomy places the organism in Eukaryota, Ciliophora, Oligohymenophorea, Peniculida, Parameciidae.
AUGAUUGGAAUUACAUAUGAUGGAUCAACUAGUACAGUAGAAUUAGCAAAAUACCCAAUUUUGAACAGUGUGGCUCCUCCAAUUUAAUACACUCAAAUGAAUGAUGACAAAAAAGCUAUUAAUGUAUCCAGAGAUGAUACUGAAUCCUCAAGAGAAAUAUUUCUUAAGGAGUACUACAAGUAAAUCUUAAGAUAACAUUUGAUUAUUUUGGGAAUGCAAUUAUUUGGUUUGAUGGAAUGGUUUGCAAAUAUUAUAGUUGAGUUUGGAUAUUAUAGAAAUAGUUUCAGAUGGACAUUCUAUGUAAUUGCAACAUCUUUGAUCAUCAUUGCUUUGGGAUUACCAAUAAUUAGAUCAAUAAGAGCAGUAGUAUAUAAUAACAAUAUCUUUAGGUAAAACACUAGAGUACUAUAUACUAUGCUUAUACAAUAUUGAUAGGAUUAUCACUUAUUGGAAUAGGAAACAAAUGCAGUGAUAGACAUUCUUCAGCUCCAGUUUGGUGGAUUAUUAUUACAUUACUAAUCAUGAUUGUACAUAGUAUUACCUAAUUUGGACUUGUUAAACAUAAUGUUACCCAUUAUUAUACUAUUUUUAUGAAAUUUGCCAUUAUUGGUUCAAUCAUUCUAAAUUUUAUAGUUGGAUUGUGUUCAUCAUCUUUAGAUAGUUCAUUUCCUAUUACUGAAGCUAUUAUCAUUUAUUCAAUCUAUUAUUUUAAUCAAUUAAAUUAGAAUUUACUUAAAAAUCCAAAUGAAUUACCAGAAGAUGUAUCAAUUUUAUAAAGAAUUGAAAUAAUUAAUAAAAUCUACGAUCUUUUCUUUUAGGAAGACUAAUAAAAUUAAGUAAUUGAAUAAAUCAAAGAUACUCAUUGUGUAGUCAAUAAAUAAUUAAUAAAAGUAAUUUCUAGUGUUUUGACAUAUAUAGUCAUCUUUAUUCUUAGUAUCAAAACUGGAAAUGCAUUAUUUAUUGUUUUUAUAAUUGUAAUUUCAGUAUCAUUUUUAAGUGCUCUGCUCAACACAUAAGUAGCUUCAAGAGUAUUUUAUAUACAUAAUUAUUUUUAGACUCUCUAAUAAUAGGAUGUAACUUUUGCAGUGUGUCUAACCUAUUUAGAUUUAGCAAGUCCACUCCAGAAUAUUAUAAAGAGAUUUAUAUAAUACUGA